This is a messenger RNA of Amoebophrya sp. A120, 6884 nucleotides long. NCBI's taxonomy places the organism in Eukaryota, Dinophyceae, Syndiniales, Amoebophryaceae. The record is from the annotation of a GenBank genome assembly.
GUUGUCGAUGAUGUAGAUGUUCUUGGCACUCGACGUCCCGGAGCAGGAGCGGUUGCUGCACACCGUCUAGAGGAAGCAGAGCCGUCGACAAGUUCUGCAUCUGCGCCAACUGGCGCGACGUCGAUUUUCAGUUGUACUGGUUCGGAUAAAAAUCAUGCCUGUUCUGACGAAAAGGAAAACGAAAAGGCAGGGGCCGCAACUACACAUGGUAGUGAUGAUCAUGAUUCUGAUUGUCCAGCUUGUGUAGAGUCUGCUUCACACGAGGACCUGUGCGUCCUGCCUAGCGACAUACUAGAUAACCACAGCUACCACCUUGCUUCGCCAGAUCCGAUUGUGCCUGGCGCUGAUAAUUAUUACGAGCAAGUGGGCGACGCAGUUGCACUUCCUCAUCAUCAGCAUAAUCAACAAGAAUAUCCGCUCGUCUCUGCAAUACCGAUAGCCGAGUCCUCGUCCACUAGCUCCGGGCAAACGCCGCCGCUAGAAAUACCUUGUUCCGGGAAAGUGACACGAGGACCCACGUCUGGAGCAGGUAAUAAUUACACAAAGCGAGGGACCGCAGACCGUGAAACAAGGGACGAGAACCUCACCCCUCCCCCCCGCACAAGCACACGAAUGACCAUCCAGCAACAUGCAAAUCUGCAGCUUCACCAGGAGCAGUUGCAGCAACUGCAAGUCGCUGCGAGAAUGGGAAUCAACCUGAUGCACCAUCCGGGGGGCGGUGGUUUGAGCAGAGCCGGAUCGCAGCCGGAUUUAUUUCGCCAGGUGCGGACCACCACGGGAGACGAGCAGGCUUCGCACGAGGUGAGUCAACAUCUGGUUUCCGGUGAGGCGACGAAUUCAUCAAUUGAUCUUCGACACAGGGAGAUCGCGGGCACUGCCGCGUCAUCGACCACGGUCGACUACCACUUACAAGAGGAUGUACUAGUUGAUGAGUUUCUACUGCCUGACAACUGUGAAAAGAGCAAGAGCGCCGGGGUUAAGAGCUUGAAUUCGGAGCAGCGCACCAUCUCUACAGCGACCGGACAAGACACGAUGACGUCCUACCCUUCGUGCUCUCUGCUGGAAAGCAGCCCUUCAAUGCUCUCGACAACCGCGGGGACCACUAGGACGACUGCCAACACCAGCAACACUCUGUUUUCCGCUUAUCUCAAAAGUUGCAGUUAUGCUGCGUGUUCCGCCUCGUCCGGAACGUUGAUGCUGAACAAGAACCCCAAGAACGAUGGUGGAGAUUAUAGAUCAACUUCAACCGCGCUACUGUUCCCGGACGGUCAAAAUGCAGCCAGUCCUUGUGCGGUCUCCGGAGUUCUUGGGAUGUCGUUUGACCACCAGCAUCCCGUACUGUUGCUGGAAGAAGACACGGCGGUGUCCGGCUACACAUCAUGUGCAGGAGCAUCGUCAACACCCUCCUGCUCCGACGCAAGAAGCGGAACCAGUGAUAUGGAUGUCCACCAAACAAGUACGAGUCAGGUUCGUGGCAGCUGUCCGCCGCGCGGCCGGGGGAAGGCGCAGAUGAUGAAGCCGCGGCGCAGCCGCGCCACCGGCCCUGUUGGAUCAAUGCAAGUGUGUGAAGACGAGGAGGAAGGCGACGCGGUCGAGAGACUCAGUGAGAAACAGCUAGCGGUAUCUUCGAAUGUUGCGAACCAAAAGGGUCGCAAGAACGACGGUACUAUGACCGCAAGCGAGGACAGAAACUUUAAUUCACAGGAGAAAUGUACAAGCGAUGAAGCCGGCGAGCCACAACUCGAUUACCUGCGCGGGAGCAACGCUCCUGCAGAUGAACUACCGGAAGUAGGUGAUGACGAUAUUGCUCCAGGGCUGCACGACACACAUGGAGGUGCGGCCGCUGACGCGACCUCGAAAUCCACCAACUCGACGUCUUCUCCGACGAAAACUCUGACUCUCACCCCUGCGACUCGUUUGCCGAUUCCCUCGCCCAACAGUGUGGUCUCGACCAGCGCUCCCACGACUAGCUCUAGUCCAUGCAGUAACUUGUCGGCAAAAAGCAUGUUUAACACGCGUUCGGGCUGGGACACGCUGUUGACAAUGAACAGCAGUAGUUCAUCAGCAUCCACUAGUACCACUUGUAAUAACCACUCAGCAGGUGGUAGUUCCUUCCAAAAUGGCACUUCUUCCAAGCCCAAUUAUACCAGUUCACAGUUUAUAAUUCACAACAACGCCGCGCAAUACAUGGGUGGAGACUCCACGUCCAAAAGUCGAAGUACAACCUCCACCUCCGCCGGCGCCGCCACGUGCACCAAUCUGGACGGACGGUUCAACUUGGUCGCGCAUCCGGAGAGCACCAGUUGUGCUGCUGUAACAAAUAGCACGAGUGCAUCAGCUACCAGUACCACACGUAGUACUACUGCGUCUGCGGCCUCGAGCUCAAACGGACACGGAGCGCCUUCUGCGGAUAUUGAUGGCAGUAAAAGUAGAACUUUAACGACCCAGCACGACUCCUCAUCUACGAAGCCUGGCAGCGCUGCCGGUCGCGCGCAGCCAGGCCGCAUUCAUCUGGGAAGAGAAACCGAGGGCGCUUUAUUGUUCUGCGCCACUCGUGAUCAUGGUGCCGCAAUGCCGCAGCUUCUGCAACCCGGAACAGUGCUGUCUCUCGCUUCCGCUGGAAAUGAGAUUGCACAGCAGGAACGUCGUGCUGUCACUGCCGCGCAGACGUCUUCUACCGGACGAGCAGUAAAGUGCGAACAAACGCAGCACGACAGGAGUGACGGCUUGGUACCGUUUUUUGAAGAUGAAGGCAAGUUCCGUGACGAGAAUAAUAGAGCAGAGGACGUUGACAGCUGCGUCGUGCUAUGAAAUGCAAAAGCAUCGUAUUAGUAGUAAUCGCAUUACAAAUUUGCUCAGCAUGACGAAUGGAAUUUCUCAUUCUGAUUUACCUUGAAAAAAAGAUUUGUCAUGCAUAAAUGCGAUUACUACGAGUACGAUACUUUUGCACAGGAUACGUGCCAACCAAAACGCCAGAGAUGGUGCGGAUUUCUUCGGGGUUCUUCGAAAGCGCCGCGCUUAUCACACCCCCGUGCAAGAAGAGAAGGCGGCCCGCGGCGAUCAAAACCAGAACCGCUGGAGGCACAAGCGAAGAUAAAAAUUAUCCAUCCGCCCCCGGAGCUGUUGAACAUGCGGAUCAUGCUGUUUUUGGUUCUUCUACUCCUCCGCACGAUGGUGGCGGGAACAGCGUUUCAGCAGCAGGCCCCCGAAUAUUAAACAGUAGCAGGCCCUGCUCCUCUCCUGAGCCGGAACAAGAUUUUGAUACCUGUCGUUUCCCUUCGUCGACACCGAUGUUGACGCGGCUGACGGAUAGCUCUAGGACGUCCUCUUUGAUAUCCUCGUCAGACGGACGCAACAGCCACAGGCCCUGUGAUCAUGCCCAAGUUCUUGGGAUCCAUGUUGACGACGAGGCCGAUCACGAAGAAGAUGAUCUGGCAGACGUUGACCCAAGAACGGCUCCACGGCUACCGCUCAUGCCAAACGAAGCUCACAGAAAUCCAAAUCUUGAAAUCACCUCGGACCUGCCUCCAGGCUUCAGUAUUCUCGGCCCGGCCUCGCAGCCUCUACUGCGCGGAUUCGUGCCCCCCAUCGCAGAGGAAGCGGACUUAGAAGAAGAGCUGACCAGCCCGGUUCUGUUGCAGUGCCGCUCUCUCACCGGGUCCGCGCGGGUUAUUAUGGACGAGGAGCAGGUCGUCAAGGGUGCUGUCAUGAUACCACCGUCAGGGACGAGUUCAUCUUGUUCGGCUUCGGGCGUGGAACUAGAAGACACUGCAGAUGCAGAAGUAGGACGAGCGGAAUCGGAAAGGGCGUCCCGUGCGUCAGACCACACUGACAUCGCCAGUGGCACUUCCUCGGGCGUCCGAACCAAUUAUGAAGAAGAUGCGCCUACUUCUUCUUCAUCAACUACUUGCCCCGCGCCGUUUCUUCACAGCGAAGGUAAGACGCCAAUCGGGACGAGAACGUCAUCAAGUGGUUCAUCAUCUAGAGGUAGCUUGAUGCAGCUCGUCAGCGGUCAAAGCCUCCCCUCGCACCCAGACCUGCAGGUUUUCACACCUCUGAAAGAGAUCACCUCUAGCACGACCACUACCUUCUUGAGUGAUUUCGGAGGCUCGAAGCCGGAGGACCACGGAGCAGCCCUCAUGCCAGACGAAAGUCCAGCCGGUGCUAAAGACAUCUUGUUCAACGGGGCCGAGAGUCGUGAAAAUGUUAUAGUGCCACUUCUGGUAGAAGUUGCACCUAGUAGUAGUGCUGCGACGACCACCGGAACAAAUUCUUGUGUUGUACAAGUGGCCGCAGGUCGUGAUGCUGAUCCAGCAGUAGCGGCCCCAGCGCAGGCACUCACUGGAACUCCCUCGAAGAUGAACGCCACCCCGAGCGGUCAAGACUUGCUGAGCUCGGCCAACCUUUCCUCGGCCCCAAUCAAAACGACGUCCUGUUCGCUGACCAGGCUUUGCAGCACCACGACUGCUGCAGACGAGCUGAUGGAUGGUGGCAAUGCGAGUGGUACCUCCAAGAAAACAUCGACCGGUAGUGGGCUACAAGACGAGUCAGCUGCUAGUUGUACAACAACACCAGCUGCAGCUUGUUCAUCAGCGUCGACAACUGCAGCUGUAAAUAAUUGCAGCACGACGACUUGCGACGUCUACGUCGAGAAGAAAGUGACCAACAAGAUGAAACAAGCGUCAAGGUCAACCGAAGACGGAGGUGGGGAUGAUGAUGACGAACUGGAACUGGACGAACUGCAAGUGGAAACUACAGAAGACCGGCGACGGAGCAAGCAGCGGGCAAUGGAGGUGUUUGCGUCUCUUGAUUUCAACCAGGAGAAUUGCCUCCACUAUACGCAGCUUGUAGCGGGCGUGAUUAACGAUAAAGCGGUCUUGGAAAACGAUGAGAUCAUGUGGGAAGUGUGGCGCGAACUCACCUGCUGCAAGAGAGAUGAGAAAGAGCAGGUGGAACUCAACAUCCACGGAAUAAACGAGCAGAAAGAUGAACAGGACGACCGCGAAGGAGCUGGGGCCGCCGUGGGGCUUGAGGAUAGAAGUACUAGCGCCGUCAAUAUUCACGACGAACACGACGACGCUCAGGUGAGAGAUCAUGUCGAUCCCGAUCCUGAACACGAAGUGGUGAAGAUGGACAUCUUUAAGAAACACACGACAAGAACGAUGUCGCCAGCAGCAGCUCCACUGGCACCACAGCAGAUCUCGACGUCCACACAAAUAACUCAACCACCGUAUAAGUCGUGCACGACGACCAAGCAACGCCACAGCCAGAGGGAUUUGAUCCAGGCGGAGGACUUCAUACACUUUCUCGGCGAAUGUUUUCGCAAAGAGCUCGAGGAGGAGUGGAAGCGCGAGACCGGUAGCGUGGAGGCACAGCUGAGUUAUGACGAAUUCAAGAAGUUGCUGAUUUACGGACAACAUAAUGACGGCGGCGGGGGCUCUUCUACUUGCGGUCCGAGUAAUGCAGCAGGAUCAUCUUCUUGUUCCAGCGCUUCUUGUUACACUGCAUAUUGUGCUGGAAGUGGUGCUGGGGGUGCGGCUACCACGACGGCCGCCGCUGCUGCAGCUCAUCUGGCACAGCACCAAUAUCCUACCAAUCCUGCUCUUCCGACUUCUGCAGGUGGCUGUUAUACUACGAGAAACUUCUACAACACAGGAGCGUCGGCGUCAAGAGUGUCGCAAUCGAUAUUCCAGCCUACAACAACCGAUGCACAGGGACCUCCAGGCUCCCCUUCCUGCUCUUUUGGGAACAGCGCAGCUGCACCCACAAGCACGAACUUGAAAACACAAGAAGAAGAACAACACCAAUUCUUGCACUUGUAUCCGUCGGCGCAGCGAGUUUCGGUCUGCUCCGGGCUGCUGCCGAAUUAUCCUGCUUCUAGUACCCCGAAACUACAGAGCGCCGCUGGCUCUAGUCUGAUGUCUUCAAGUGGGCAUGAUGUCGAAGAUGAUCAGCAAUUUUACAAGAACGUGAGCUCUACUUUGUCCACCGCGUCUUCGUCUUCAGGCCGCGAGGAGCGGGAGCGCUGGCUGGCCAAAAAGGAACCGAACAUGAACAGCGCAGGAGCAGAAUCUUCUGUGGGGUCGUCGUUGUUCCAUGAUGAGAUAAACCUGAAGCGAGUAGUAAAUGCAGAUUUUAGAAGUAGAAACAAGAACUGUAGCGGGUGGAGGACGACUACAGCCAGAGCGAGCGUUGAAAUUGAAGCUGAGGGUGAAGAUCCUUCACUUCGCAAGAAUAACGACGCCAGGAGAAGUGCCACGACUGCAGCUCAUGCCCCCCCGACGACCGUCUUUUGCGGCGCGCCUCAAGAACUACACAGCUGCAAGGCUAGAUCUUCGCCUGCUGCGUCGUGCUCGGGAGUUGAUGUUCAUGGGACCUCCACGACGACCACUGCGAUAGUGAGAAGUAACAACGUUGGCGAAACUUCUAACCGAAGCGGCGGGUCAUGGUCAACAAGUUCGAGGGUGCGGCGACAUUUCAUGCAGCAGAAAACAGGAGCUUUUCAACAUCUUCCUGGCGCACCAGAUGAAGAAAGCAGACUUAUGUCACAACCCAAUCUUCUACUUCAUCACUCGAGCACUCGUGAUCAGGUAGAAGAUAGGCGAGUGCUAGAACAAGCACAGCGUGGUCAGGACGCAAGCUCCUCGCGUAGUGACCAUAAGCGACGCAGUGCUGCUGCAAUCAGCUUUUAUCCACCGGCGGUGACUCCACGGGGAAACUACUACGCAGCUAACGCCGGAGGAGCGACCAACUAUCCUAAUCCGCCACGUCCGCGCGUGCGGAGCCGCAGUAACUUCCGUGACAGAGCGGUGAGCACGGACACAAUGUUUCACGAAGCUUUGUAUACCCCAAAAAUCCCGAAACACAAUCCAGCAUUUUUCUAA